AUGGAAUCAAUGAGUACAAAAGAAAAUUUACAAAUCAAUGUUGUUGAAGUUGAUCCGAGAAUUGAAGAAAUUCACAAUGACGAUGAAGUGACAAAACAUCACAAUGGAAUCUAUUGGCGUUUAUUAUUUCUUAAUUUAGUUGUUUUAUGGGCAUAUCAAUCAUUAAUUUCUGCACAAAAUUAUUAUAUAAAAUUUUUUCCAAAUGAUCAUUUAGAUUUUUGGGGAACAGUUUCUGCAGGUACAUCAAUGUUUUUUCUUCAUAUAAUUCAAUUAUGGCUCGGUGUUUAUAAAUAUGGAUUUACAAAACGUGUUAUUCCUGGUUUUAUUUGUUANUAUUGGCGUUUAUUAUUUCUUAAUUUAGUUGUUUUAUGGGCAUAUCAAUCAUUAAUUUCUGCACAAAAUUAUUAUAUAAAAUUUUUUCCAAAUGAUCAUUUAGAUUUUUGGGGAACAGUUUCUGCAGGUACAUCAAUGUUUUUUCUUCAUAUAAUUCAAUUAUGGCUCGGUGUUUAUAAAUAUGGAUUUACAAAACGUGUUAUUCCUGGUUUUAUUUGUUAUAUUUUAAUUUCCAUUGCUGUUAUGGCAUUUAAAAAUAAAAUUCUCUUAAUUAUUGCAUUUGCAAGUGUUGGUGGAGUAAAUACAAUCACAGAAUCUCCUAUUUAUGGAAUUGCAGGUUUAUUUACAACAGGUUCAUUUACACAAGCAGUUCAAGUUGGAAAUGGUAUGGCGGGAUUUUUAAAUGUAACAGCAAAUACAAUAAUACGUUUACUUGUUUUAUUAUUUCAUAGUCAUAUUGAUGAAGAUCAAUUGUCAUUUUAUAUUUUUAUGAGUGUUUUGAUUGUUUUAUGUAUUUUAGCAAUUUAUGUUUAUUAUCGUUUAAUUUCACUUCCACCUGUUUCAUCUCGAAUUGAUCAACAAAUGAAUUUAUUUCAACGAAAUAAUGUUCCUGAUGUUAUUCAAGUAAAUGAACAUGAAAACGAACUUUCGUUUUGGACAUUAGCACAAAUUUUAAAAAUUCAUUUAAUUGUUCAAUUUUAUGUUUUAUUUAUUAGUUUAUUAUUAUGGCCUGGAAUUCCAUGUAGUUCAUCAAAUACAGGUUGGUUUGCAUUUCGAGGAAAAACUUGGUGGUGUUCACCAUUUGUUAUCUUUACAUUUAAUCUCGGUGAUUUAAUUGGACGAACAUUAGCUGUGAAAGUUCAUCAAUAUUUUUCAUCAAUGACAUGUCUUGGUGCUGCUUUACUUAGAACUUUUUUCAUUAUAAUUAUUUUUUAUCGUCAUCAUAUUGAUAACAUUCUUUUACUUGUUUUAAUCACUUUGAUGGGUUUAACAAAUGGUCUUCUUGCAACAAUUACAUUUAUGGUUCGACCAGAAACUAUUGUUGGUGUUCAUAAUUGUGAACGAGCAGCUUAUUUAAUGACUGCAGCACUCUAUUUCGGUAUUGCAGCUGGUUCAAUUGUAGCNCUUAGAACUUUUUUCAUUAUAAUUAUUUUUUAUCGUCAUCAUAUUGAUAACAUUCUUUUACUUGUUUUAAUCACUUUGAUGGGUUUAACAAAUGGUCUUCUUGCAACAAUUACAUUUAUGGUUCGACCAGAAACUAUUGUUGGUGUUCAUAAUUGUGAACGAGCAGCUUAUUUAAUGACUGCAGCACUCUAUUUCGGUAUUGCAGCUGGUUCAAUUGUAGCCGCGACUUUAGCAUUAACAAAUGUUCUUUAA
Adineta ricciae is the source of this 1710-nucleotide messenger RNA. The record is from the annotation of a GenBank genome assembly. NCBI's taxonomy places the organism in Eukaryota, Metazoa, Rotifera, Eurotatoria, Adinetida, Adinetidae.